Hylaeus anthracinus is the source of this 2578-nucleotide messenger RNA. Its product is annotated as U2 small nuclear ribonucleoprotein auxiliary factor 35 kDa subunit-related protein 1. The coding region runs from base 559 to 2445 and encodes 628 amino acids. Lineage: Eukaryota; Metazoa; Arthropoda; Insecta; Hymenoptera; Colletidae. Gene Ontology annotation, cellular component: U2AF complex; spliceosomal complex. Gene Ontology annotation, biological process: mRNA splicing, via spliceosome. The transcript has 4 exons. The record is from RefSeq and is a predicted model, not a curated record. Gene Ontology annotation, molecular function: pre-mRNA 3'-splice site binding; metal ion binding.
GCCUAGGGUUUUGCCCAUCACUGCCAUCAUUGAAGGCGAUGUAUGCCAUCAAAGUAAAAGUCCCUAGGAUUUUACUUCCCUUUGACGGUCGUAUCAUGCAUAUUAAAAUAACCUGCACUUUUUACGACGAUAUAAAUAUUGAUAACACCCAUGUAGUAUGCUUCUGUUGCGUUUGUUGUCGUCUAAUUCAAAUUACAUUUACAUAUAAGACGAACUCGCACGAUCAGUGAAUUAUCGAUGAACCGAAUUGUCUUCUUCGAUCUUUCGCUCGUCAUCGAAAUGUCUUCGAAGCCCUCGUUUUGUACAAUUUUAAGUAAAAGGGCGAAUACAAACAAUUUUACCAAGCGUGACAUUCUUCGUGAAUCUAAUCAAAAUAUGGUGACAAUCUCGAUCGAAACCUUCUCUCGAAAGUAACAUGGCGGCGUGCACGUGUCGUCUGCGAUUCUUCGUUGGAAUCGAUUGUCGGACGUCUAACGAUCAUCGCCUCGCGACUUCCGGACAAUUCACGAUAUCGUCAAAGGUAACACGGACGUUCGUCUUCGUGGAAGAUGCGUGGUAAUGGAAGGCUGUUGCUCGACGAAGAAAAGCCAUAAAGAGUGGCGACGGACAGCGAAAAAGGAACGUCGCAGACGUCUGCGUCGCAAGGCGGCCGCUGAGCGGGAAGCGGAUGCCGAACGACUGAGGGCAGCACUAGAGAAAAGCGCCAACUAUUUAAAAUGGAUCGAAGACCGCGAAAUCGCCGAGAAAGAAAAGGAGAAGAAAGAGGAGGAGGAGCGUGAUGAACGGGAGAAACUUUGGCUGGAAGAAGAGGUAAAAGCGCAAAAGGAAUGGCAAGUCCUGCAGGAACGAAAGCAGAGAGCCCGACAGCAACAACUGGAGCAAGAGAUGAAAAUUCGGGAGGAAUUCGAGACGAAACAGGAAGCGAUUCGCAAGAAGCAGGAGGAAGAGAAACGGAAGAGAGAGGAGGAAAUUAGAAAGCGGGAAGAGCUGUUGAAGGAGAUCGAUGAUUACAUCGAUAAUGGGAUCAAGACUCCGGAAGCUCUGCGCGAAGUCAUCAACAGUCAGCCUGGAAAAGAACUUUGUCCCUUUUUCACAAAAACUGGUGCUUGCAGGUACGGCGAUACUUGCUCGAGGAAUCAUCGAAGGGUAUGUUUGAGCAAAGUGAUACUAGUUCCUGGAUUUUACACGCAUUUCUCCCUGGAAAAGAAUUCCGCGGAGUACGACACGGACGUGGCCCUCGAGUUCGAGAGUUCGGAAACGCGGCAACACUUUCGCGAGUUCUACAAUGACGUCGUACCGGAACUCGAGUCCUUCGGAAGGAUAAAAACGCUCAAGUACUGUUGCAAUACCGAGGUUCAUUUGCGGGGUAAUCUGUACGUCGAAUACUGUACCGAGAGAGAGGCGGCUAGGGCGAUGAGAAAGUUGAAAGGUCGCUGGUACGCUGGUCGGCAGCUUAAUUGCGAAUUUGCCAACCUCAAGUCCUGGAGGAGCGCUGUCUGCGGAAUGGCCAAGUGCCCGAAAGGAAGAGCCUGCAAUUUUUUGCAUACCUUUAAAAAUCCGCACGACGAAUACGAUAUCAAAAGUCCACCCAGAUGGGCUAAGCAGUUGGCCUCGUCCUCCCAAGAACCUACCACUGCCAGAAGAAGCGACCACAGAAAUAAAUCCAAAUGGGAGGACGGCAGCGAUGCCGAAGAUGGGAAAGACUGGAGAUGGUCCGAGUCCCCCGAACCCGAGCCUCAUUCGCGUACGAGGAACUCUGAGAAACGGCAUCGUCGAUCCGACGAGACCGAGUCUCGGCAGAGAUCAGCACGCGAUAAACGAUACGAUCAAUCAACCAAAGAUACGCUCAGCGAUCACGCAGAAACACCCGUGAAACGCCGACGGUCGAGCUCUAGAAAACAUUUCGAAGAUGAAAAUGACGACGAAAUUUCGAACGGCCGCGAAUCUUCUAGGAGGCAUUACAAAAAAUAUCAAAGAAGGAGAGAAGAAGAAGACAACUACGAUGAGUCGAAGUCGUCGAGGCAUUCUCACAGAAGAUACUCCAAAAGCGACGACAAAAAAGCUCAUCGUUCGAAGGCUCGUAGGUAUCCGAGUAGAUACUCCAAGAGAGAGAAAGAGGAUCGCGAGAAAGUUAGACACAAGUCGAAAAAUCAGCGCGAAUUCUCCGAUGACUCUUCGAGAAGGAAGUCUAAGAAGAGCUCCGAAGUAUCGAACAUCGAAGAAAGCGACUACUUGAAAAACGUACGAGACGUAAAGUCGAAAUGGGAUAAAGAAAAUUCUGACGAGAUCAGUGUUAAUAGUACGGACUCUUCCGAUACGGAUAACUCUAGCACCGAAGAGAAGAAAGGAAGUUUGCGCUUAUCGAAGAAAACUUCAACAGAAUAUUCCGACGACGAAUGGGCCACGACGGAUUCCGAAAGCGACGAAAAAGUCAAAGAGAAGUAACGAAGUAGACAUUCGUUCAAAUUGUUUGUGAAUUUAUCAAAACUCUGGUGUAAUUAAUGUAAUUAGAUACGAAGAAGUACCGUUUUAUACUGAAGUGCAUUUAACAAUAAAAUCAGUUUUGUACUUAAACAAA